Messenger RNA from Tribolium madens (black flour beetle), 645 nucleotides. Its product is annotated as keratin, type II cytoskeletal 2 epidermal-like. The coding region runs from base 76 to 597 and encodes 173 amino acids. The record is from RefSeq and is a predicted model, not a curated record. Lineage: Eukaryota; Metazoa; Arthropoda; Insecta; Coleoptera; Tenebrionidae. The transcript is spliced from 2 exons.
AUUUAUCUUAACUCAUAUAUAAAUAUCCUCUUCAUGUCCAUUACGUGAAGUUAUUACAAAUACAUCAUUACGAAGAUGAAGUGCUUAAUAUUUGUUUUAUCAAUUAUAGUAGCUAUUCAAGCUGCUAGUUAUCAGUUAAUUCCAGUCAUUGAACACGACGGGGAAGUCUACAUCGCACUUUCCCACCAAUCUCGAAGCGGCCGCUCGGCCGAUCCGCGCCGUUACGGUGGCUACGGAUCUCCUGGAGGAUCCGGGGCCCAAUCCGACGCUUCAGCCACCAGCCAGACCCAAACCGGCUCUUUCGGGCCUUUCGGACCUUUUUUCGGCGGCAAAGGCUUUGGAGGCGGCACUUUUGGCAACUCGAAUUCAAACGCCGGAGCCAAAGCAGGAGGUUUCGCUUCCGGAAAUUCCGACUCGAUUGCCAAUGCCCAAUCCCAGACUUUCACAGGAAAUGGCUUUUCAGGCUCGGCCUCUUCGGCCAGUGCAUCCAGUCAUAGUUCCUCAGGUGGUUUAGGAUUAGGACACAGCCAUUUAGGGGGAGGCUCAGCCUCAAAUGCUCAAGCAGCCGCUCAAAGCGACGGUAAAUCGCAUUCGUAAUUUUUUAUUUUUGCAAAUUGUGUCUUGGCAAAUAUACUAUGGAAAAUU